Messenger RNA from Alligator sinensis (Chinese alligator), 1292 nucleotides. Its product is annotated as squalene synthase-like. The transcript has 8 exons. The record is from RefSeq and is a predicted model, not a curated record. Gene Ontology annotation, cellular component: endoplasmic reticulum membrane. Gene Ontology annotation, molecular function: squalene synthase [NAD(P)H] activity. The coding region runs from base 1 to 1278 and encodes 425 amino acids. Gene Ontology annotation, biological process: cholesterol biosynthetic process; farnesyl diphosphate metabolic process. NCBI's taxonomy places the organism in Eukaryota, Metazoa, Chordata, Crocodylia, Alligatoridae.
AUGGAGCACGUGCUGGACUGGCUGAGCCGCCUUGCAGAGCUGUGCAACCAGCUGCGAUUCCGGAUGAGAGGCUUACGUGUGGGGCAACCACGGCCAGGCCCACCACCUCUGCUCUGCCCACAGGACAAGAUCAGAGACAGCCUCCGCACCUGCUACCAGCACCUGGAGAAGACGGGCCGGAGUUUUGCCACUGUCACCCAGGGGCUGGAGGGCGACCUGCGUCAUGCUGCUUGCAUAUUGUACCUGGUUCUCCGAGCCCUGGACACCAUAGAAGACGACAUGUCCAUCAGUUUGGAAACCAAGAUCCCAAUGUUGUGUGAGUUCCACACAUACCUGUAUCAGCCAGAGUGGAAGUACAUGGAGAGCAAAGACAAGCACAAGCAAGUGUUGGAGGACUUCCCCACGAUCUCCUUGGAGUUCAGGAACCUGGCCAAGGUGUAUCAGGAUGUGAUCGCUGAUACUUGUCACAAGAUGGGACUGGGGAUGGCGGAGUUCUUGGAAAAGAGGGUCGAUUCCCUGCAGGACUGGAACAAGUAUUGCCAGUAUGUUGUUGCACUCUUUGUGAUUGGUUAUUCCCGUCUCUUCUCUGCAUCGGAGCUUGAAGACCCAAUCGUAGGGCAGGACACAGAGCUUGCAACUUCCAUGGGGCUCUUCCUGGAGAAAACCUACAUCAUUCGUGAUUACCUGGAGGACCAGCUGGAGGGAAGGGAAUUCUGGCCCAGAGAGGUCUGGAGCAGGUAUGUCAAGAAGGUCUCGGAUUUUGCCAAACCAGAGAAUGCUGACCUGGCUGUUCAGUGUAUGAAUGAGAUGAUUACAAAUGCUCUCCAACACAUCCCUGAUGUCCUCAAGUACUUGUCCAGACUCAAAACCCAAAGUGUCUUCAACUACUGUGCUAUUCCACAGGUGAUGGCCAUAGCCACGCUGGCUGCUUGCUACAACAACAAAGAAGUAUUUAGGGGCAUAGUGAAGAUUCGGAAGGAACAAGUCGUCACUCUGAUGAGCGAUGCCACCAGCAUGCAGGCUGUCAGAGCUAUCAUGUCCCAGUAUUUGGAAGAGAUCUAUCAGAAAAUCCCAAGCACGGACCCUUCUUCUGACAAGACCAAAGAGAUCAUUAUCUAUCUUCAGAAAAUGAUUCUGCCCCAUGGCACAAUGGUGUCCCGUAAUGGUUACUCUAGCAUCUUCCUGAAAGGUGCCGUGCUGUUGGCAGUGCUGAGCUGGCAGUACCUGGAUGCGAUGUCAAAGGUGUCAAAGGAAUGCACCCAGGCCCGAGAGAACUGAGGGCGGCCAUGGGG